UAUGCAAGUCUAUACCGGCAGCCAUCUGGUCAAAUCCCUUGUUUGAUAAAAUGCACCGUCGUUGAACGAGCCGCAUUACACUAAAAUGCAUAUGUGUGUCCGUUGACUAUAAUUGAGCAUUCAUUAAGGCAUUACUUGUGGAAUGGGGCACAAAAAACAGCAACCGGCGCAGCCGGCCCCGGCGCCCGGGAAGGCCAAGCCGACGCUGGGCCUGCUGCGAUACAAGACCGACGGCAGCCACGUGACGGUGCAGCACUACAGCAGCGGCGCCAUUGGCUCGCGGGGCUCGGUGCCCACACUGCGGGUGGACCUGAAGGAGGGAAAGGUGCAAGUGGGCUACGGCCCGGCGCUGCCCGAUGCCGGCAGCAGCCUGGUGCUGGGGCUGGCGGGGCUGCUGCGGCUGGGGCGCGGCGCCGUGCUGGUGCUGGUCACACACGCCAAGAGGGUGUGCGGCCUGCUGGACGGCCCGGUGUACAAGGUGGAGGACGUGGCGCUGGUGGCGCCGGAGGCCAUCAACGGCUCGGAGACAGACCUCAGGCUGGCUGCUCUGCUGCAAGAGGGCCUGAGCCCCAAGGCCUUCGGCUGCCACCUCUACUUCUCACACACCGCCAACAUCACCUCCAGCAGGCAGCGAGUGGCGGACCUGGAGUCGGGACUGCCGCCGCCUGCCCACUACUGCCCCGACACCCAGGCGGCGGCGGCGGCGGCGGCAGCGGCAGCAGGUGGCGGCAGCAACCCCGUUCCGCCACUGGGUGCGUGGUGGGAGCGGCACACGGCGGCAGAGGCAGAGGCAUCGGCGUCGGGCGGUGGUGGCGGCAGCGGCGGCGGCGGCGGCGGCCCCCCGCGCCCCAGCUCCCGCACCACCCCCACGCUGUGGGCUCGGGCCGACCCCCGGUUCGUGUGGAAUGGGGAGCUCAUGCAGCCCAUCCUGGCCGCGGGCGGCGGCGAGUUCGCGCUGCCGCUCAUGGCGGGCUAUGUGGGUCAGGCCACUGGCGCCACCUUCAGACUGGCGCCGCCGGGGCCGCCGGGGCCGCAGGGGCCGCUGGGGCUGGGGCCGGGGGGGCCGCAGGGACUGGGGCUGGGGCCGGGAGGCGGGCAGGCUGCGGCGCGCCCGGGCCGUGGCGGCAGGAGCAGCGGCGGCAGCGGCACAGGCCAGGGGCUGGGACGUGUGCCGGAGGGGGGCGACAGCGGUGGUGGCGGUGGUGGUGGUGGUGGUGGUGGUGAGGGUGAGGGUGAGGGUGGUGGUGGUGGUGGCGGCCCCAGCAGCGGCAGCAGCAGCAGUCCCCAGUGGGUGGAGGCGCCGGGGGAGCUGACGCUGGUGACGCGGCUGGCGGCGGGGAGGCCGGUGGCGGGCAGCUGGCGGCGCGGCGCGGACUACCAGGGCAACACGGCGGGCUUUGCCGAGACGGAGGUCAUACUCACGCUGUGGGCGCCCGACCCCAGCAGCCCACAGCAGCAGCAGCAAGGGGCGCAGGAGGCCAGUAGCAAUGCCGCUGACGCCGCCGGCGAAGCCACUUCAGCCGCCGCCAAUGCAUCUGCUGCGGCGGCGGCGGGUGGUGGUGGUGAUGGUGGCGGCGGUGGUGGGGAGGUGCUGGGUCCGGACGGUCUGGUCCGAGUGCGGCGGCGUGUGGCUGUGGGCGCACUCGUCAUGGCUCGCGGCUCCGCCCCGCUGCUGUGGGCCGCCCCGCCCGACAUGAACCCCUUCGCGCCGCCGCCGCCCUCCGGCCCGCCGCAGCAGCAGCAGCAGGACAGCGGCAGUAGCAGUGGCGGCAGUAGCAGCGCCACGCGGGCGCACGAGGCGGCGUUCGCGGCGCACAUGCUACAGCUGCGGCAGUGCUACGGCCAGCCUCUGCUGCUGCUGAACCUGAUGACGGGUCGCCGCCUUGACGCCCAACUGCGGCUGCACGACACACUGGGCAAGCUGGUCGAGGCCUACAACGCGCAGCAGAAGCAGCAGCAGCACCUGCCGCAUGCGGGCACCCGUAGCGGUGCGGCCGCCAAGACCGGCAAGCCCUCAGCACCUCCCCCACCCUUGCCACCAGCACCACCACCCCCUGCUCCCGCCCCGCUGCUGCCGCUGGGCCUGCUGGGCCUGCUGCUGGGCGGCGGCGAGCUGGCCGACCUGGCGGGUUGCGGCCCCGCGGCGGCGCGGCUGGAGGCGGAGGUGGCGGCGUGGGGCCAGCUGGCGGCCAUGGGGGCGUACCUGGCGGUGGAGGAGCUGGAGCUGGCACAGCCGCACCUGCCCCCGCCCGCCGCCCCGGACAGCAAGGCCGCACCCGGCCCCGCCGGCGGCAAGGGGCCGGCGGGCGGCAAGGGCGGCGCCGCCUCGAAGCCACACGACACGCCCGGGCCCGCUGACCCCAAGGCCGCCGGCGCCAAGGCCGCCGCGCCCGCCACGCCCAACGCGGCCAGCGCGGCGGCUGCGGCACAGGUCAACCGCCACGUGCGGUGUGUGGGGCGCCACGUGGCGUGCCGGCAGCGGGGCGUGAUCCGCGUCAGCAGCGCCAGCGCCGCCUCGGCAGGCGGCUGCUGUGAGGAGGUGGAUCUGGCGCAGCACGCUCUGGCGCUGCCGGGUCUGGCGGGGCUACUGGUGGCAGUGGGGGCGCUGGAGGCGCCGGAGCACAUCGCGGGGGCACACGCGUCCGUCAUGCACGCCCUGGCUCAGCUGUGGGCGCACAUGGCGCACGUGCUGUCCGACCAGGUGCACGGCACGGCGGCGGCGGCGGGGCGGGCCCUGGAGGCGGCGGCGGAGGGCAUGGAGGCUGCAGCAGGCGGAGGAGGCGUGCGGGGGCUGCUGCGGGCGCUGAGGCGGGGGCCGUGGCGCGCCGCGCAGGGCCUCAGCGACUGGGGCUCGCGCUACUACUACAGCCACUUCACGGACGCGCGGCGGCAGGACGCCCUGGACCUCACCGCCGGGGUGUACCGGGUGUCCCAGCCGCCCGAGGAUCUGCCCCGGCGGCGGCCGCCCAACACAACCGCCCUGCAGCUGGGCGUGCUGCUGCUGAUGGCCUCGGUGCUGAUGGCGGCGCUGUGCCUGUGGCAGCCGCCUGCCGCCGAGCAGGGCGGGCGCCGCGACGCACUGCUGCGCUCCGGCGCCGCCGCCGCCCUGGGCCUGCUGCUGCUGGCGGAGGUGCUGCGGCGCGGGGCCAGCUACGUGGAGGCGCCGCUGUUGAGGCCGCAGGACACACAACCCUGGGCGUGGGGCGGGGGCGUUGGAGGUGGAGGCGGGUUGGAGGCGGGGGGCGGGGAGGGCGAGCCGGGGACGGGGGUGGAGGAGGACGCGACGGCAGGCGUGAUGAGUGACACGGCGGUGGAUGGCACUGUGGAGUGAGCGCAAUGCAGCAUGUUUGGGUCAGUCAGGCGCGUGGAAGGCAUGCGGUGUAUGGUGGCAGGUCCGGGCCAAUGCAAAUGCAAACAGACCAGCCUUCGGGGGAGCAGGGGUUGGGGCGUUGUGUGGCAGGCCGCCCUCCGCUCUUCGGUGGAUGGACGCAUCAGUCGCGGCCCGGGCGUGGGAGUCGCUGAAGGGGUGCUGCGCCGCUUCACAAUACGCUUACAGGCUUGCAGGUCGCAUGGGGGCGCGCGAGGGGGCGGACAGGCAAGGCGUGUGCGGGGGCAUGCAGGCUUCGUGUGGGGGGCCUUGCGGGUGUGUGGCUGCGACGGUGGGGUAUGGGCCGCUUCCGUGCCUUGCAACCUGGCCGCUGUACCUGCCCGGCUCGCAGUGGUAAGCCCCGGUAAAGGGCAUGCUAUCACGGCGCUCGGGCCGCCAGGAAUCGACACGGCCGGGCCACACGGUGGCC
Molecule: messenger RNA, 3797 nt
Organism: Chlamydomonas reinhardtii
Lineage: Eukaryota; Viridiplantae; Chlorophyta; Chlorophyceae; Chlamydomonadales; Chlamydomonadaceae
Exons: 17
Coding region: 143-3331 (1062 amino acids)
Biological process (GO): phosphatidylinositol dephosphorylation
Cellular component (GO): endoplasmic reticulum
Molecular function (GO): phosphatidylinositol-4-phosphate phosphatase activity
Source: RefSeq, a predicted model, not a curated record